Messenger RNA from Oncorhynchus masou masou (cherry salmon), 1635 nucleotides. RefSeq lists its product as uncharacterized. Gene Ontology annotation, molecular function: calcium-dependent phospholipid binding; SNARE binding; phosphatidylserine binding. Bases 1 to 1635 code for a protein of 544 amino acids. The record is from RefSeq and is a predicted model, not a curated record. Gene Ontology annotation, cellular component: synapse; axon; plasma membrane. The transcript is spliced from 7 exons. Lineage: Eukaryota; Metazoa; Chordata; Actinopteri; Salmoniformes; Salmonidae. Gene Ontology annotation, biological process: vesicle fusion; cellular response to calcium ion; regulation of calcium ion-dependent exocytosis.
AUGCCUUACCACGAUGAGGAAUACCCGGACCAGACCCUGUGGCAGGCAGUGGUACUCUUCUGCUGUAAAGGAAUGAUCGAAGGCAUUAUGGUCGUACUAUUCUUCUGGCUGCUCAUACAGGUCCUGUUCACCAAGCAACUGGAAGGUAUGGUUCAGCUGGAAGUCCAUCUGCAGGUUCUGCUGUUGGUUGGCUUGGUGACAUUCUGUCUCUGUCUAAUCCUGGGCUGUGUGUUGUGCUGGAAGAGGAGUAAGACCUGUCCUCUCCAAGACCAGGAGCCCAGAACACCACCACCACCUGGUGACACCAUGACCCUGGGAGUCCAGGCACAGAGCCCCACCUCACCUCAUCCUCCCCAGGCAGGGACCACCACAACCAGGCAGCAGGACGAGGAUCUAGACGGGGAGGUGGUGGAAUACCCCACCACCUUCAGCAGCUCUACUCCCUCCGAUGACGACUUCACCACCCUUCCCCUCUCCUCCGACCGCUCCUCCCGUGGAGCCUCCUCCCAUGGAGCCUCCUCCGAGCACAAGGAGCAGCAUCCCAAGUCCUACUUCCCCCUGCGUCGUCUAUCCACACCCUCCAUCGCCUCCCCGCACUACAAGCCCAUGAACUCCCACCAUGGCGGUGGACGCUCCUCUUUCCCCUCCCUCCCUCGCCUGGGUAUCAUCUCCAAGACUCGCCAGACUCUGGAGCGGAGUUGCUCCAUCACAGGUCACAGCCUCUACAGCGAGCGCAGAAGACUCACCAAGAAAGGCACCCUGAGCAUCACGGUCCUCAGCCUGACCGGAACCACUCACCGCCUGGGGGAGGUGUCUGUGAUGGCCAACCUAGACCCUCUGUGCCCCUGCCCCCUCCAGGCCUCCACCCUCUGUAGCCCCAGCCUUAGCCCCAACUCCAGCCUUAGCCCUGGGCCUAAUCCGGACCCCCACACCCUGGGCUUGACCAUGAAGGCUGGUUCCCUGGAGGAACUUCAGCGCUGUGUGCUCAGACUGGUCGUGUACACACGAAACCUACCCAGCCUGAGGGGCUCUCUACUGGGGGAACUGGAGUUGCAUCAGAUUGUAACCUUUGACCCCAUGCAGAGCCUGACCUCCCAGGAUGCGGCGACCAGUAGAGGACUGAGCCUCAACCCACAGGUCCAGGGUCAGCUGUUUAUUCUGCUCCAGUAUCAGACCCUGGCCCACCGCGUCAAGGCCAUGGUCCUCCAAGCAGAUAACCUGGCCAACCUUACACCAGGAGCACCAGACUCCCAUGUGGUGAUCAACCUGCGUCAUGACGGGUUGGUGAUCGAAACCAAGGAGACCAGGGGUGUGGGCGGGGCCAAUACCCCCUUCCUGUUUGACCUGCCCCCUGGUGAUGUCACUACGCUGCCCCUCAUGAUGGAGUUCAUCGUCAUGCAGGUAGGAGGAGCUACUUUCCUCUGCUUUUCGGUGCUGGGGAGAGUUCUGAUUGGUUCAGAGGCUCCAGAGACGGGACGUUCUCAUUGGAGGGACAUGUGUAGCCAGGGUCAGGUGGAGAGGGCACGCUGGCACACCGUCGAACAAGAACCUUUGGAAAACAAUAAAACCAAUCAGACUCCAGAACAUUGGGAUACUAAACUAAUAAGAGGACAGAUCCGGCUUGGGGUGGAUUAG